AUGGAUUACGAUGCGUAUGAUGCUUUACUGCAUCACAUUUUCAAGCAGACACAAGGGGAUGCCUGGUUCAAACCAUCCUCUGAGAACAUCCAUGCUGGGGUUUGCUUGCGCAUCAACACAGGUCAAUUCCGUGUCUUUCCUUAUGAAAAUCGGUAUCUAGAACCCUUCGAGGCCGCUGUCAGAGGUUUAAACCCUGUAGUCGCAGUCAAGGUACGGAGCGCUGCAGUUCAUGUUGCUUUGGGCACCGCUGGGGAUCAGGCCAUGGCUAUCUACGUCGAUAGCGACACCCGCAUUCAGAUUUUGGAUACCAUGCUAGACCUUCCUCGUGCUGACAAGGAGCAAUGUGGUGCUUUCAUUCGUGAUGAGCGUGUCCUCGUCGUUUGGUCGGACAACCUCGACAUGAUCAUCCCAUUAUGUUUAGAUUUCGAUGACAAGCUGAUCAAGCUGGUCUGGGCCCUCCGCGGCACCUUUAGUCUCGCAUCUUCCGUGAAUUCGACCGUGGGCAGCUCUGUUCCCUCAACAUCGAACUCCGCUUCCGAGAUCCAACUUUUUGAGAAGCCGGAGAAGACUAAAGAAGCAGCGCCCUCUUCUGACACGCCUGGUCAAGUGGCCGCCAAGACCGGCGGUUCGAGCUCGCUAUGGGGGUGGAGAAUCUCGACUAAAGCCGCUCAGGUCCAGCCGGACCUCGAAAAGGGCACAAGUAACGUCAGGCCCAUGCGCCUCUUCGCUCCUUUCUACGGCGGCCUAGGAUGUGCCCUAUCAGUUUUCUUCGUGGGCAGCGGUCUUCAGGUCUUGAUGACAGAAUGGCGUCUCGAUCAUGACUAUACCCGGUUUGCACUCAUGGUCACCUCACCUUUCCUGUUUUGUGUGUCACUCUUUUUCGCACUGCAGGUUGUCACCAACAUUUCCUACGUCCUUGGGCCUGUUGCUCAAUAUCAUGAAAAUUCCAAAUAUUACUCCGCGGUCAAACCGGGUCCUGAUAAGGACCUUGAUUCGCGCCUUCCUCACAUCACGAUCGAGCUCCCCGUCUAUAAGGAGAGCCUGCAGCACACAAUAUCCCCGUCAGUACAGUCUUUAAAGAAGGCCAUGCAGACUUAUGCCCGCCAGGGCGGCACUUCGAGUAUCUUCGUCCACGAUGAUGGCCUGCAACUCAUAUCGGAAGCUGAGCGCCAGGAACGAGUCACUUUCUAUGCCGAUAACGGGAUUGGCUGGGUGGCGCGUCCGAAGCACGAUGAUUCGGAAGGUGGCUUCAAGCGCCGUGGUCGAUUCAAAAAGGCUAGUAACAUGAAUUAUGGACUAACACUCAGUUUGCGGAUGGAGGAGUGGAUCAAGAAGCUGGAGACACAGAAAGAAGCUGCAAAUGGCGAGGCGGAAGACCCUCAGGAGGAAGAGUUGGAGGAGAAAGCGUUGAAGAUCGCCAUCGAGGAAAUUUAUGAAGAGAGCGGGAAGAAAUUCAAACCUUGGGCGAGCAACGCGAAGGCCCUUCGUGUGGGAGAGAUUAUUCUCAUUGUCGAUUCCGACACCAUCGUACCAGAGGACUGUUUCCGUGAUGCUGCAAGAGAACUUGCUGAGUCUCCGGAGGUCGCCAUCAUCCAGCACGAAUCAGAUGUUAUGCAAGUCGCUCAUCAUUACUUUGAGAACGGCAUCGCACACUUCACUCGCCGGAUAAACAAGUGUAUCUCGAUGGGGUGCGCGAAUGGCGAAGUGGCACCAUUCGUAGGGCACAAUGCCUUCUUGAGGUGGUCAGCGCUGCAAGAUGCGGCCUUCGAGGAUGAAGGAGACAACAACAAAAUGAAAAUCUGGUCAGAAAGCAAUGUCAGCGAGGACUUCGACAUGGCCCUGCGACUUCAGCUUCGCGGAUAUAUCAUCCGUUGGGCUACCUACUCUGAGGGAGGAUUCAAAGAAGGUGUAUCUCUGACUGCUGACGAUGAACUGAAUCGAUGGCAGAAAUAUGCAUACGGAUGCAAUGAGCUAAUCUUCAAUCCUCUCAUUCAUUGGUGGCGCCUUGGACCCAUCACAAAGCAACUUCGGACUUUUCUGUGGUCUGACGCGCCAGUCCACUAUAAAGUCAGCAUGAUGUCAUGUGUGUUUUCAUAUUACGGGUUGGCAGCCGGCUGUUCACUGUCUGUGGCGAACUAUAUCCUGCUCGGUUUCGCGUUCCCGGUGGACGGGUUCUAUGAGCACUCGUUCGAAAUUUGGCUUGCAUGCACGGUAGUGUUCCCGGGCGCUGGCAAUGUCGGAUAUACGCUAUUGGAAUAUCGCAUUGGACAUCGCAGUCUAAUCUCGUCUUUGAUUGAGAACUUAACCUGGGUCCCCUUCUUCUUCUUUUUCUUCGGCGGCCUUCCCAUUCACCUAUCUCAGGCACUUCUUGCUCAUCUCUUCUCGUACAAUAUUACAUGGGGUGCCACCAAGAAGGAAGUCGAGCGCUCCAACUUCUUCAUCGAGGUACCGCGGAUUCUGAGACGUUUCUGGCUCGCCUUCGUUCUAUCGUUCAUUUGUAUCAUUGCGAUGAUCAUAUUGUCUACCUCACUUCCCCCUCUUGCCUGGAGAGUCCCGGGAGUCGACUGGGCUGUCAUUCUACCUUUAUCCAUAGUUACAGGAUGCCACAUUCUUUUUCCGAUCAUCCUGAAUCCUUGGCUCAUGAUCUUCUCGUAUUGAACUUAGCUUCUCUAUUCAAUCGUCAUGGCCCUCUGGCCUUUUCAUCUUUACUCGCUACCUGGACUCUGGGGUUUUCCAAAUACAUAUAAGUUAGAUCUCUCAAUUUUUCGAGCUCACCUUGAGUAUAGACUGUAGUUCUUCAUCGUAGUAUACCAUGUCAGGCGGUCUAGAUUGCUUUAUCUGAUUCCUCUGUACCUCAGGCCUCAAGGCCUCAUGCCUCAUGCCUCAGUGUCACUGUAUGGACUGUAUUGCCAGUCAAUUGUAUCCGCUCUUUUUAUCCUU
Molecule: messenger RNA, 2940 nt
Organism: Heterobasidion irregulare TC 32-1
Lineage: Eukaryota; Fungi; Basidiomycota; Agaricomycetes; Russulales; Bondarzewiaceae
Exons: 17
Coding region: 1-2658 (885 amino acids)
Source: RefSeq, a predicted model, not a curated record